GGCGCCGAGGUUCGCGCUCCGUCGGUUUGCUCCCUCGCUCGCGCUCGGCCUCUGUUUGCGUGAGGAGAAAGGAAGAGGAGGAGGGGGGAACGGAAGGGCCUCUUGACGCGGAUGCCGACACAAGGAGGAAACCGGGCCUAAGCGGAGGAAGAAGCGGCGAAGGAGCCGAAGAAACCAACAGGCGCGCGGGGGAGGGGAGAAUCUCUCCUCUCUCUUUCUCUCCCAGUCGUUCGUUCGCUCCUGCCCUCCCGCCCUCCCGCCGGUGGUUGGUUCCUUCCCGGCUCCUUCGGCGCUGUGAAGGGAAGGUGGAUGGCGGCAACAUCCGGGGCCUCCGGGGUGGCGGUCGCGGCGGCAGCGGCGGCCGUCGUCGUCGGAGGUGGGUCCGUCGCCGCCGCCGCCCCGGCUCUCUACGCCUGCACCAAGUGCAACCAGCGCUACCCGUUCGAGGAGCUCUCCCAGGGACAGCAGCUCUGCAAGGAAUGUCGCAUUGCACAUCCCAUGGUAAAAUGUACUUACUGUCGAUCAGAGUUUCAACAAGAGAGCAAAACCAACACAAUAUGCAAGAAGUGUGCCCAAAAUGUAAAGCAAUUUGGAACGCCGAAACCUUGUCAAUACUGUAACAUCAUUGCAGCGUUUAUUGGCACAAAAUGUCAGCGCUGCACAAACUCUGAGAAGAAAUAUGGACCCCCUCAAACAUGUGAACAAUGCAAGCAACAAUGUGCUUUUGAUCGCAAAGAGGAAGGUAGAAGAAAGGUUGAUGGGAAGCUGUUGUGUUGGCUCUGUACACUGUCCUACAAGAGAGUACUGCAGAAGACCAAGGAACAGAGGAAGAGCUUAGGGUCUUCACAUUCUAAUUCCUCCUCCGCAUCUCUUACUGAAAAAGACCAGCAUCAUUUGAAACACCAGCGCCAUCGCCAUCACCACCACCGUCACAGCAGCGGCCAUCACAAAAUCAGCAGUCUGAGUCCAGAGCAAGAUCAGGGAUUGUGGAAACAGAGCCAUAAAUCCUCUGCAGCUAUUCAGAAUGAAACUCCAAAGAAAAAGCCCAAAAUGGAAUCCAAGCCAUCUAAUGGAGAUAGCCCACACUUUUCGUUUUACAGUAGUUCUAUAAAUCAGUCAGCAGACAGCGGAGGUACUGACAACUUUGUCCUCAUUAGUCAGCUGAAAGAAGAAGUGAUGUCACUGAAACGCCUCUUGCAGCAAAGAGAUCAAACAAUUCUGGAAAAAGAUAAAAAGUUGACAGAGCUGAAAGCAGACUUUCAGUACCAAGAAUCCAACUUGAGAACAAAGAUGAACAGCAUGGAGAGAGCUCAUAAGGAAACUGUGGAACAGCUACAGGCAAAAAACAGAGAGCUGCUCAAACAAGUUGCGGCUUUAUCAAAGGGCAAGAAGUUUGACAAGAGUGGGAGCAUGCUCACAUCUCCAUGAAGUGCUGGCUGUUUGCAUGGGUGUUAAUAUUCAAAAGGUAAAUGACUCUGUGGAAACUCCUUAGAAGCCUGUGUAGUGGAAAAAAGGAAUAUUUUUGCACCCAGAGUAGUUGGCAUGUUUCCUACACCUUUUUGUAACUGAUAAUGCAGUGGAACUUUUUUUCUUUUUAAGUUUAAGCCAUUUGGAUUAAAAUACUUCAGCUGGCUUGAAGAAUGCUUUUUAAAAAGAAUUUAUACAGGAGAGGACUUCUUGACAGUUACUGGUAAUCAGUAAGAGUGCUCUUAUUUUUAACCACAUCAUGCAAUAACAUAUGCAAGGCAGCGGUUUGAGGGAGCAAUCCAUCAAGUAUGGCUAUUGUGCAGAAUCAUUAAUCUAAAUUGGAUUUAUGCAGGACACCUAGGCAAAAGCAGAACUUGCCCAGGAGCUGGGCAGAGUCACAUCAAGAAAAAAAAUAGUCAACCAUAUCAGUAUUCCAGCAACAACUAGCUUGGAAACAGAAACUGGAGCACUGAAUGCCUGACAAUUGUGCAUUAUCUUUUGGUCAAAAUAAGAGUACGUUGAAAGUCUAAAAUCAUGGUGCUUUUAUGACAAGAAGCUUAUUACCUAUAAAUAUGUAAAAGAAUUUUAACAGUUCUAUUCUUAGUGAUAACUGGUGUUUUACAUUUCUUGUGAUAGAAAUUUAAAGAGAGAUUCCCUAUUGUAAGUAUCUGAACAAAAUGUGUUUUUUGAAAAUUUACUGUAGACUUUUUCUCUUGCAAGUGCCUUUUCUCCUGUUUAUUAUUUAUAGGAAUGUUGGUAUUUUGUAUAUAAAGUUUUUCUUUUUAAAAAUAAUAAUAAUCAUGUUUAAAUGUUCCUUUGUGGAUGUAUAUAAAUAAAUGUAUGUACAGAAUAAUCAGAUGUUAAGACCAGAGUUGUUAGGGUGCUAGAGAAGGUGUUAAGAUCUGGCAGGAAAUGAAUAUUGGCUGUACAUAAUUGUAACAGAUUGGUCUGUGUAGAAGGUGUUUGUCUUAACUCAUGUUGUGCCUAACUUAAUUUCCCCACCACCACCACCACACACACUAAACUGUAGGGCUUCUAAAAUAUAUUUCACCUUUUAUCUCAGUGCUAAUUUGCAUAAUAUUCCCUGUGGCAUUUUCUAAAUGGAAUGACGCAGGAACAGUAUUUGAGCUAAUGUAACUCUUUGGCAAUUUCUUUUAAUAACAUUUCAUCAUACUAUGCCUUUUUAAACUGCUAGGAGAA
Molecule: messenger RNA, 2667 nt
Organism: Lacerta agilis (Sand lizard)
Lineage: Eukaryota; Metazoa; Chordata; Lepidosauria; Squamata; Lacertidae
Gene: FAM76B
Product: family with sequence similarity 76 member B
Exons: 10
Coding region: 310-1428 (372 amino acids)
Source: RefSeq, a predicted model, not a curated record